Molecule: messenger RNA, 2055 nt
Organism: Nothobranchius furzeri (turquoise killifish)
Lineage: Eukaryota; Metazoa; Chordata; Actinopteri; Cyprinodontiformes; Nothobranchiidae
Source: RefSeq, a predicted model, not a curated record
GUAGUCCUGUGGCACGGUUUCAACUUCUGUCCUUAAUGGCCUUAUACUUACAUUACUUUAUCAACACAGUUAUACUUUCACUCAAGUAAAAAUCUGUUUCAGCUUCUAUAGAAGUCUUUUAUAUUUCCAUGCUUUCGUUCUUUUUUAAACACAGAAACAGUUUUGUUUACCUGUUUGUAGCUACAGUGACGCGCCACCAUCAGCGUCAGCCUGAAGAAGCCGGCAGCCGUCGGCGAAACUGUAGCUACAAACAGGUAAACAAAACUGUUUCUGUGUUUAAAAAAGAACGAAAGCAUGGAUUUAGAAAGACACAGCAAGAACACACCUAAGAUCUUUUAUAUUUGUUUCUACCUGAGUAAUGUGGAUACUCAGGACACAUCUACCAGUUGAUCCAUCCCCGUAUCCAUGCCUCUGUCCCCCCCGCUUCCUUCUUCCCCAGUUCCUCUGAGAGUUGGAGCUUUGUAGAACUAAAUUUAAUUUGAAUGUGUUUCCUUUUCAGAAGGCACAUGACAAUCCCAUGAUCUGAGUUUUAGUUUGUUUCUGAGUCUCUGGACAUAUUAGCAGGCUGAACUCCACACUUGUCGUGUUGUGCACUUUGGAGCAGAAUGCAUGUUCUCCAUUGGGUUUUCCUGGGUCUCCUGGCAGUCGGAUCACAUGAGUUCUGCUGUGCUGGACCGCUCCAUGCACAGUGUAAAGUGGAAUGGUACUUUGGGAUUCCCUGUCAGCUGGUUUCAGAGGCCCUGGUGUCCCAAAUUAAGGAAUGGAGGACCCUGUCUAGCUGCACAACAGGGGGACAGAGGUGUCUGUACAAGCUGCAGUCGGCCUCAGUCCACUUCAUAGCUGCCAAACACAAGAGUCCUGUUCAGGGAUACGAGGAUGUCAUCACUCUCCGAUUGGUGUCCCGUAACUUCUUCUCCUGCUGCCACGUUUCGGCUAUGUCUGUCUCUGAGUCCUGGUUCGUGAUUAGAGACCAUGGCACCAACUACUGCAACCUUUACAACUUGAUGGAAGGAAGUGGCCUAACUCAGGUCAGAGGUUAUGAAGAGGUCACCAGUGAGUUCCUGUGUACUCAGCGCUCCACGGCUAACUGCUCUGUCUUCUGAAUCUCCACAAACGGAACAAGAAGAAUGGAAUAGGAUUUGUCUUUUCCUUCAUAAACUAAAACACGUUCGAUUACAUGUUCAAAGUCAGACCUUCUCUUAGUUUUUCGGAUGUGAAUAUGUGCAGUUUUGGGUUAAACAUUUAGUCUUGAACAGUUGUUAAAGGCAUGAACGAUGAGGAAGUUAUAAGUGACAAUUUUAGCCAAACUUCUAAUCAAACUAUUCAGCAAAUAACCCUAAAUGCUGUUUUGCAAAAUCUAAACGCUGACAAGAGACGUGGUUCAGAAAGGUCUUGCCUGGGAGGAAGGAUCAAUGUGAGCUGACAUAAACGUUCAUUCGCAUUUAGAUGAAUGUGUUCGUCACUAAUGAGGCUGAAGAUGGACAGCCUGAUUGAUAAACUAUUGCUUUUCCAGCACUUGUGAGAACUGCUUACACAGCAAAAACACAGGAGAAAGUGAACCGCUCCAGACACUCGAAUCUGUUCAGACGAUCAUGAGGACCAUGUUAAUGAUAACAAUACCAGUAAUUAUGACACAUUUGUUGAAACAGUAAAGGGUUAGUGUAUUUGUUUUGUGUAGAGUGCCUCUGUCGUCCGUGAGGGGACUAUUCAGGUGAGAAGCUUUGGGGCAUGGUGUGAGAGUGUGCGAAUGUCCCACGCUCAAUGGAAGAACCAGGGGAAACCCUGGAUGUGUACUCACCAAGCAAAUACUUUUCAGAUGGUCACAUUCAAUGCUUUUCCUCCCAGCCGUAAACAUGUUCUCCUUUCCGUAUCUUUUUUGCCCCACUUCGUUUAAUAUAUCAUGAUUUAAAACAUAUAGAAACAGAUAAAAUGAUGUUAUGAGCUUAACAAAAAUCCACUAUUAUGAUUUGAAGUUAAUCAAGCAGCAAAAUUAUGCUUCAUUCUUGUGGAGAACCAUUAAUUGUAUUCUUAAUUAAAAAAAACUCCUAAAAAGCA